GUGACUCACCGGGUUUCAACCAAAAGGACAUUCAGAUACAGAGGAUGUUUACCGCUUCUGCCUUUCAUAGAUCGCUUCCUUGUUUUAGCAUUUAAAAGAGAGAAAUCAUCCCUCAAAACUAAGACUAAAUUCAGGGAAUGAAACUACAGACCACAGAGGCGAAUCUAAAUUUGUGGUUGACUUCAAACAUGAAACUUUCAUCAGCUCUCGUUGCCAGUCUUUUGCUUCUCUGCGUAUCACAAGCAAUUGCUUUAGUGAUUCCAAACACGAAAACGAUAAUGGAUGACAGAAUUUUGCCAAAGGAGUAUAAUCCUCGCCCAAAGGGAAGUGAAACAAAGCAAACAGAGACAGACGAGGGAAGCGAUCUGGAGUAUUUCCAUGUCCCAGCUGAUAAGCUGGGAAAUGCAGCAGCUGACUAUUUGGUGGAUUUCAAAACUAACGAGUUCCUUCGGCGCGUCGACACAGCCGGUGCUUGCUAUCUUGGAUCACUGCCGGAUAAAUUGCCAAAAGGAAGUGACCUACAGACUGCAUUUAGUGAGGUAUUUGAUGCUCAUCGUUCUCCGCAAAAUCAAGACAUAGUUGGAGACUACUGGUUCGUGUCAGAAAAAGUCGAUAAGACUCUUCUUAAGGAGGAAGUCCAAAAUUUUUGUGAUCCGGGUUUCCCAAUUUAUCGUGUUCGAAAAGUUGAGCUAGUUUCCACUGAUGCGGAAGUUGACGGUGGAAGAACCACUCGUAGAGUCAGACGUGCCCUUCCACUAGAUUUUACAAGGGUCUCUAUUUGCUCGCCCAAUCAGAUUCCCUUUCGUUGCAAUCCUAGCGACUGGUUGAUUGACGCAAAGAUCCAGGGUCGGCACUGUAUAUGGAGGACAACAUGCCGCACCGAUAGUAUCAGAAAAAUCGUGAACUGUAGUGUCACAAAUUGGGACCACCAUUAUGACUCUGUAAUCUGCUUGCAAGCUCGCUGCCCAUAA
Molecule: messenger RNA, 971 nt
Organism: Stylophora pistillata
Lineage: Eukaryota; Metazoa; Cnidaria; Anthozoa; Scleractinia; Pocilloporidae
Source: RefSeq, a predicted model, not a curated record